This is a messenger RNA of Galeopterus variegatus (Sunda flying lemur), 1992 nucleotides long. RefSeq names its product heat shock transcription factor 1 (gene HSF1). The transcript has 13 exons. The coding region runs from base 1 to 1563 and encodes 520 amino acids. The record is from RefSeq and is a predicted model, not a curated record. Gene Ontology annotation, molecular function: DNA-binding transcription factor activity; sequence-specific DNA binding. Lineage: Eukaryota; Metazoa; Chordata; Mammalia; Dermoptera; Cynocephalidae. Gene Ontology annotation, biological process: regulation of DNA-templated transcription.
AUGACCUACCGUGUCCCCCGGCAGAGUGGGAGCAGUUUCCACGUGUUUGACCAGGGCCAGUUCGCCAAGGAGGUGCUGCCCAAGUACUUCAAGCACAGCAACAUGGCCAGCUUCGUGCGGCAGCUCAACAUGUAUGGCUUUCGGAAAGUGGUCCACAUUGAGCAGGGUGGCCUGGUCAAGCCAGAGAGGGACGACACUGAGUUCCAGCACCCGUGCUUCCUGCGUGGCCAGGAGCAGCUCCUGGAGAGCAUCAAGAGGAAAGUGACCAGUGUGUCCACCCUGAAGAGUGAGGACAUAAAGAUCCGCCAGGACAGUGUCACCAAGCUGCUGACAGAUGUGCAGCUGAUGAAGGGGAAACAGGAGUGCAUGGACUCCAAGCUCCUGGCCAUGAAGCAUGAGAACGAGGCCCUGUGGAGGGAGGUGGCCAGCCUGCGGCAGAAGCACGCACAGCAGCAGAAAGUCGUCAAUAAGCUCAUUCAGUUCCUGAUCUCGCUGGUGCAGUCAAACCGGAUCCUGGGGGUGAAGAGAAAGAUCCCCCUGAUGUUGAAUGACAGCAGUUCGGCACACUCCAUGCCCAAGUACGGCCGGCAGUACUCCCUGGGGCACGUCCAUGGCUCAGGCCCAUACUCGGCCACGUCCCAGGCCUACAGCAGCUCCAGCCUCUAUCCUCCAGACUCUGUCUCCAGCUCCGGACCCAUAAUCUCUGACAUCACUGAACUGGCUCCCUCCAGCCCCUUGGACUCCCCAGGCAGGAGCAUAGAUGAGAGGGCCCUAUCUAGCAGUCCACUGGUGCGUGUCAAAGAGGAGCCCCCUAGCCCACCACGGAGCCCCCGGGUGGAGGAGGCAAGUCCGGGACACCCGUCCUCCGUGGACACGCCUCUGUCGCCGACUACCCUCAUUGACUCCAUCCUGCGAGAGAGCGAGCCUGCCCCCGCUGCCUCAGCCACAGCCCUGGAGGAUGCUGGGGGCCACACCCCAUCACCCUCACCUGCCUCUGCCCCAGAGAAGUGCCUCAGCGUAGCCUGCCUGGACAAUUUGGCUCGCACUCCACAGAUGUCUGGGGUCGCCCGCCUCUUCCCCUGUCCCUCUUCUUCCUCUCUGCAUGGCCGAGUCCAGCCAGGGAAUGAGCUCAGCGACCACUUAGAUGCCAUGGACUCCAACCUGGACAACCUGCAGACCAUGCUGACCAGCCACGGCUUCAGCGUGGACACCAGUGCCCUACUGGAUCUGUUCAGCCCCUCGGUGCCCGACAUGAGCCUGCCUGACCUUGACAGCAGCCUGGCCAGCAUCCAGGAGCUCCUGUCUCCCCAGGAGCCUCCUAGGCCUCUGGAGGAGGAGAACAGCAGCCCUGACUCAGGAAAGCAGCUGGUGCACUACACGGCACAGCCUCUGUUCCUCCUGGACCCGGGCUCUGUGGACACGGGGAGCAGCGACCUGCCCGUGCUGUUUGAGCUGGGGGACGGCUCCUACUUCUCAGAGGGGGACGACUACACAGAUGACCCCACCAUCUCCCUGCUGACAGGCUCUGAGCCCUCCAAAGCCAAGGAUCCCACCGUCUCCUAGAGGCCCCAGGAGGAGCCAGACUGGCCCGUGGCCUGCCCUUUCCCGCCUCCCGCCCCCCCCCCAGUGCAGGGCUGGUCCUGGGGCGGCGGGGCAGGCACACAGUCCUAGGACGUAGUGGGUGGGCCACCACAGCCCCAGCUGGGGCAGAAAGGGGCUCGGGGCUGGGCGGUGCCUCCGGUCAGGAGUGAGGCUCCCCCAGGCCUGCCCACCUGCUGCCUUUGCCAUGGCCCCAAGCACCAUGUUUUCGUUGGAGCUUCACAGCCACACUUGGACUGACCCUGCAGGUUGUUCAUAGUCAGAAUUGUAUUUUGGAUUUUUACAUGAGAGUCCCCCUUUUUCCUUCAUAGAGAUACAGAUAUAUAUACCCAGGUGGACAGACGGACGGACGGACAGAGACAGGCAGAGAUCUAUAAACAGACAGGCUCUCCA